Messenger RNA from Coccomyxa subellipsoidea C-169, 1500 nucleotides. RefSeq lists its product as hypothetical. Gene Ontology annotation, cellular component: cytosol. Bases 1 to 1500 code for a protein of 499 amino acids. The record is from RefSeq and is a predicted model, not a curated record. NCBI's taxonomy places the organism in Eukaryota, Viridiplantae, Chlorophyta, Trebouxiophyceae, Coccomyxaceae. The transcript has 9 exons.
AUGAGCACAGCUGACUACCUGACAAUAGAAGACGAGGAGGACGACAGCUCUGGCAGCCCUGUUGAGCCGCUCAGGUCGCUGCCACAAAUGUCUGCUGCAGGCCAGCAGCUCCUGCUCCUGCUGCGAGUCCUGAGGAACCUCUGUGCAACGGGCAUUGAGGCCACUGUCGCAAUGGCAGAAGAAGGGGUCCCGGAGCAGGUGGCGCACUUGGUGUCUGAUCCAAUGCAGGGCAACACUGACGGGACAGCACACUUGAGCAAGGUUGCUGCCCAGCUGCUGGCCAACAUGUCUGCAAAUGAGGGAGAGGCGUUGGACGCUGUAUGGAACGCAUGCUAUCCAAAGACGUUCGUUGAUCUGGCUGCCUUCCAACGUGAGUCCGCCCUGCUCUACGUCAUCGCGUCUGAGGAGUAUGCAGUUGCGCUCUGCGGUCCCGGUGGUUCAGUCAUCCUUCGGCGGCUGCUUGCUGCAUUCGUUCGAGAGGGUAGCAAUGCCGAGGUGGGAGAGCAAGUGAUGGAGCUGGGCUGGCUAAUUGGGCAUCUUGUGUACGUGCGCGGUCUGCUCCCGGAGCUCUUUGGAGCUUUGGCCGAGGUGCAGUCCGAGGACAAUGCUGUGGGGGCCACAUUGGAUCCACUGCAGUGUGUCCUGCUGGAACUCCUGUCAGAGGAGAUGGAGAAUGGGAGCACCCGCCAGCAGCUCAAGGUGUCAACAGAGGAUGCGCCGGACAAGGCUCUGCGAUCCCUUGUGUUCCUUGUCACCACCAUCCGAGAGCUGGGCUACGCAGUGGCAAAGACAGGGGGCGAGGCCCCACUGGAAGCGUCAGUGCUGGAGGCUGCUUUCCAGGUGCUGAAGGACCUGUUUGCGCUGGAUGAUGGAGGCGCAGGCAAGGCAUGUGGCAGGAAUCUGGGAAGUGCGCUGUGCCAGCAGGGACUUGUGUCGCUGCUGCUGUCUUUCCUGGUGGCCCUGGGGCCCAUCAGGCGGCAAACUCGCGCUGCUGCCCCUGAUGCAGGACAGCCCAGCAGCACCCAGGAGCGCCCAAUGGAUAACUCCAUCAGCUCAACAGCUGCGAAAUUCCCCAGGCUACCCCCAUACCUGGGCUUCCGGACUGAUGUAGUAGCAGUGUUGGCGCAUGCAGCAUACGGCAGGCGUCAGGUCCAGAAUGAGAUCCUGGAGUUGGGUGGGGUUCCCAUCAUGCUGAGCCAGUGUCAGGUGGAUGAUGCGAGCCCAAUGGUACGUGAGUGGGCUCUGUGGGGAGUGCGCAACCUGUGCAGGGGGAAUGAGCCGGUCCAGCAGGCCAUCCUUGACUUGCAGCCUGUGGCGCCACUGCAGAAUCCAGACUUGAUGCACCUGGGCCUGCAGGUGAAAAUGGACACUGCCACCGGCAAGUUCUCUGUCGUAAAGCAGGGUGGUGCGACGAGCCAGCUGAGCCUGCGGCGUGAGUCCGAGUCGGAUGCCUCAGCUGCGGCAGCGGCGCCGGCGGCCGGCGGCCGGCGGCCUAGCUAG